GUAUGAGGCUAAUCGAUGUGGUGUGCGGAUGCGCAUCUCCCAGUCUGAUUUGAAGAAGCUGGAUUGCUAUGAUGAUUUGAUCGAGGAAGUCAUCGGCCUCCGCAAGAUAAGCGGGGGCGAGCUGCUGCGAGAACACCGGGAGUUGGAAGCUCGAUACAGCGAGCUCGAAAAGGAACACAAGAAGGUGAAGGCGAUGGCAGAACACUUGGGUACCAAGUGUGAUACCUUGGAGGCAGAGAAUUUAGAUCUGAGAAAAAUCCUGGAUCAACACAUGGACUUUCCAACACUCUUGCCAGUGAAGGUAGAAGCGGGUGACAAUUGA
Messenger RNA from Cladocopium goreaui, 322 nucleotides. Lineage: Eukaryota; Dinophyceae; Suessiales; Symbiodiniaceae. The record is from the annotation of a GenBank genome assembly.